Camellia sinensis is the source of this 1746-nucleotide messenger RNA. Lineage: Eukaryota; Viridiplantae; Streptophyta; Magnoliopsida; Ericales; Theaceae. The record is from RefSeq and is a predicted model, not a curated record.
UCAGAUUUCAUACAAAAUCUCAAACUUCGUCUCUAACUCCGAAGCCCUAGAAAUGCUCAUUCUGUCCUGAAAUUCGAACGUUAAAAUCUCUCCGACAUCCUCACAUCAAUCACUCCGAAGCCCCCAAACAUGGCGUCGAUCAAAUCCUCUGCUUCGCGGUACACCUCCUACGAUUCUCGAUCUUCGACCCAGUCUUUCCAAUCCGACCCCUCAUCCUCCACCGAGCUCAAACCCAACAAACCCUUAAUCAAACGCUUCAUUGGCGGCACCGCCAAUCGCAACCACCACCAGCCUCCGUCUGCGGCGGCCCAGAGCUCUUCUCGAGCCAUCGUGAAGGCCAAACCGUCGGAUUUAGUUCAGGCGAAGCAAAAGAAAGAUCAGAAUUUGAGUGGAUUGGUGAAGAAAUUGAUGGGGGCGAAGCCGAAGAAGGCGGCGAAUUUGGUGAUUCCAGUGGAUUUUAUUGCGGAGGAUUUGAAGAAGACAGCGAAGAAAGGGUCGAAUUUGGGUGGGUUGAAUCGGAAAUUGUUUGGUAAAGGGUCGGAGAUGAAGGCAUUGACGGAGGUGAAGUCGAAUACGAGAACUUUGGCGAUGGUGCUGAGGAGUGAAAGAGAGCUUUUGAGUCAGAAUAAGGAGCAGGAGGUGGAGAUCACUGAUCUCAAAUUGAUGGUAGAGGAGAAAAACAGAGAGGUUGAGAAACUGAAGGAUUUGUGUUUGAAGCAAAGGGAAGAGAUAAAGGCGUUGAAGAAUGCUGUACUAUUUCCAGAUGCCAUGAAUUCACAGUUUCAGGAACUUUGGGAGAAGCAAGGUUCCGAACUAAAGCAGGCAAAACAACUCAUCCCUAGUCUCCAUAGACAGGUCACUUCUCUUACAGGCCAACUUCAAUGCCUUGCCGAAGAUCUUGCAGAGGUGAAGGCAGAUAAAUAUUCAGCAAGGAGGUGUUAUGAUAAUCUUGUCAGCUCUCCGAGGACACUGGCAUAUGAUCAAGAAGACACCCCUAAUUCUCUGGAAUUCAGCUCUGGAGAUCACACCACUCUUGGAAGUCCAGAUGACAUGUUCGUCAAUGACAUAAAUCCCUGUUUAACACCUUAUUAUGCCAACACAAAGUCCAAGGAAUUUGAGGCAUUGGGCUGUGAUUCUCCACCGGAUGAAAGAUUUUCUAGAAACAAUAUGCAGUUGAGGCAUGAGAUUGGUUUUGACUUCCGUGUUAGAAAAAUGUCAAAAAGUUCAGAUUGUUGCCAAUGUUCCAACUCAUCAGGGAGCACUUCUGCCCGACCAGCGCGCAGAUCAGGCGAAAGCAAAUGCACAUAUGGAAAGCAGAUGAACCAUAAGUUUUUAUGAGUUAUUUGGUGAAUAGUAUAAGCACAUAGAAAUUGAUCACAGAACCGAACACAAAUUGUAUAUAGAUGGCUAAGAAAUGUGGAUCCACCCAACAAAUUUUUAAAAAUGUUAGCCAUUCAUAUAUAUUUUGUGUCCAACUCUGUGAUCAUUUUUUGUGUUUGUAACAGAACUGUGAUUUGGUGGCCUAGAGUUUGGAUGUACCAGAGCAUUUUCUUUUGAGCACAAUUUCUCCUUUACUCUUCGUAUUGUGGUCUGUAAUUCUGGUCAAUGCUCUAUUUGUUUUUAUAUGAUAUAAGAGGCGCUGGCCAAUAUGUUCAUCUUCAAUAAAAGAAGAGGUUGAAAUUGCUCGACUUGAGAGUGAAAAUAAUUAGUCCUGUCAAUUUACAUGUUGCAUACACAUUAUGAGAA